AAUGGGUGCUCAGGAGGAGGAAGAGGAGGAGGACCUCAAAUCAAAUAGAUCAAGUGUCUUGAAUGCAGGAAGUACAGGAGUUCUUCCAGCGGUUGAAAUUCAAUCAUUGGUUGAAAAGGCCAAAUUUUAUACAUCAUUAUGUCUAGGCACCACUGCCUGUUUAUCUGUUUUUGCAUUUCUCUUUCUCGUUCCAUUUGUCAUUGAACCGGCAAUAACGACAAUUCUUGCCGAUUAUACACCAGAUCCUGUUGCCUGUAUGGUCACUCAUCACACUUAUGCAGAGGGACUUAAAAAUUGUUCCUGGUCCAGUUGUAGAGAAGGUUGUACGAGUGCUGCUCUUCGUUGUCAUCAAAUAAAAGUAAAUUAUUCAAAAUUAAAUUUUGAUGAUUUUAUGGCAAUACCAGUAUCAGAAAGAGAAUGGAGCAUUGCGGAUACUAAAUUUUUUGUCAAUACGGAAGGAUGUGGAUAUCCUCCAAGAGUCAAUUGUUCGGAAUUUGCCAAAAAGUAUGGAUAUAAGAAUAGAGGGAAAAUUUUUCCUUGUUACUUUAGCAGGACCAAUCCACAAACUGUUGUAGCAAGAUAUUCUUGGGAUGAUAAUUUAAAGCAUCUUGUAUUGGCUUUAACAGUGCCUGUAAUUUUAUUUGGUGUUUCAUUGGGUGUUUUGUGCUUUUGGUAUUGUCCACCAAUCAGAAAAAGUUGCGGAAGUCCAGGAAGAAAUCUUCUCGAAAAAUACGACAGGAAGGAAGAGUAAGUAACGUCAUUUUGGAAGAGGACGAAUUCGAAGAAGAUGAGGAAGAAUACUGACUGUUACCUCGGGCUCACUCCUUAUCGAGAGAGUGACCCCGAAAGAAGUUCCACUAAUUUCGAAAGUAUUAACAACAAAUUUUUUUGGAUUUUCCCUUUUUAUCUAAAUAAUAAUUGGCUCGCAAAUAGCGACAGCUUCCUGUAGUCUGACUCAUAUUUAAAAAAAAAGAUCGUAUGGCUUCCUCGUGGCUUUUUCGUACACUGCUGACAAUCAGUAUUUAUUUUUAUCUAAUUUUUAAAAAUCCGUUACAAAAGAACCAGGAAAUUUACGCAAUUUUUGAAAUACAAUUAAAUAAUAUACUUUUUCUAAUAUUUGCAUAAAAAAAUACGAUCAAUUUUUGCUGAUAAUAAAGAAGUUUUGAAUAAUGUUAAUUAUUAAUAAUUUAAAUUCAAUAAUGAAAUAUUGAAAUUAAUUAAAAUUAUUUCAUCUAAUUGAAUAAAUUUUUUUUUUUAAUCAAUCUUAAAUAAUUAAAUUUAAUAGAAUUUUUGCACAUCUCAAUAAAAAAAAAAUUUUGAAUUACCAUAGAAACUUUUUCUCAGUACUGCAUGAAUUAUAGAAAAUAAUAAUUCAAUCUAAUUAGCAGAAUAGAAUCUUUUUUCUUUGCAUGCUCAAUUAGUUCGAUACUUCCCAAUUUCUCUAGACAUUUUUUCAAACUCUCGAAAUUUAAUUAAUAUUUUAAAUUAAAAAAGAAAAGGCUAGAAACUUCUCUCUUAUCAGACUCGAAUAUAAUAUAUAAACACGCCUACAAAUUUCAAAGAAAGUGUAAGAUUUAAGAUAAUUUUUUCCAACAUUUCCAUUACAUAGUUUUUUUUAAACUUAAAUAAAAUAUACUUUUCGCGAAUUUCGAAGAAAAAAAUUUAUUAUUUCGAAAUUAAAAAAAAAAAAAUAGUAAUGGAAAAUAUUUGGAAAAGAAAAACUUAAUCAAAUCGAUUGUACAUAAAAAAAACACAUUUUGUACGAUAUGGAAAAUUCAUUAACGGAUUAAAAUAAUAUGACUCGAGUCUUUGUACUAACAGACUCAAUCAUCUAUCAGUAUUUCGAAAAAAGUACCCGUAAUUUGUAAAUUUACAAUACAAUAAUUUUUUUGUGCACUUUUCUAUGAAAAGUCGAAUGUAAUAUUAAGAGAAAAAAAAAAUUCAAUAAUUUUACGCUACAGCAUCCGUUGUUAUAAUAAUUACCAAAACAAAAAAACUACUAGGAUUAAUUAUAUAGAAUUAAGUCGUAAUUUUCGAUUCGUAAAAAUUUAUAUAGUAAAAAUAUUUGCAUCUUUCAUCGCAAGUUUUUUUUUUCUAUAUUUUCUCUCAUUACAAGCAUCGUUUUUGCUUUAAUGAAUUUUUCGAAAUCAAGUGCCCUGAUUAUCAUAAUAAUAAUAAUAAUAAUAAUAAUAAUAAAUACUUUUCCUCGUCGAGCCUGAGAGAGACGAGGGUUUUUUUUUUUAUAACUUAAGAAAAUAUUAUUAUAGGAUAUAAUUAUAAUGUAGGCAUAAACUCUGCCUGUGAAUAUUAUAAGCAUUAUUGAGAUUGAUAUAUUAUAUAUAAUAUACAUAUGUAUAUGAAAUUGUUACGAUUUUUGUACUUGGGUGCUGUGGCACCGUGGUUAUCUACAGUACAUUUAUUAUAGAGAAUACCACGAUAAAUAGGUAAUUAAAUUUAAGUUCAUUCUUCGAUGGGUUUUAUCGCGUGAUUUUCCUUUUUUCAAAACUACCAAUGAUUUAGAAAAUUAUUAUAUUUUUGUUAUAAGAAAAAAAAUAACAAAAAUUAAAUAAAAAUUAAAUAAAAUUCUAAAAACGAUUUUUUAAACAAGAUAGAAACAAAAAUUGUUUUUUCAAAUAAGAAAAAUAUGAAAAAAAAAAUAUAUUUUGUCAUCAGCUUUAUUAUAAUUAGAAUUUAAAAAAUUAAAUCUGAAAUGGAAAUAAAAAUAUGAAAUUAAAAAUAUAAAACAAAAUCAAGAUCAAUUUGGUCGUUUUGAGAGUCGGAAAUAUUACGUCGCAGCCCAAUACAUCUAGAAUGGUUGUGAAUCCUUACUCGGCCUUACUCUAGGAGUCUGCGAUCGAAGGAGAAAAGGAUUCUCAAAAAAGAAAAAAAAAACGAGAUACUUUUCUGAUUUUCAGACUCCGCGUUUUGGCACUCAUUCCCUUUAAAGGCUUGCUAAAUAACAGUUUCUUUAAGAAAAAAAAACGCCUUAACAAAUAGUGUUUUUAUCGCAUUUUCAUAUUCCUGUUUAGAAUUUUCUUUUCUUUUUUCCACAAUAACCGAAAAUGGCCGCUAUCUUGUUUUUCGUUCCAAAAACACAUUUUUGCUCAAAAAAAAAAUUUUUUUUUGCUUAAUAUUAAUUUUUUUCCACAAAAAUCGUGAUUUUAAUUAAUUAAUUUUUAUGUUUUUUUUUUAAAUUAAAAUUGUAAAUUUUGUCAACAAUGCAAAAUCAGAGUUCAAAGACACAAUCAUAAAUGAUUUCAGUGCCAAGAUAAAAUAUUUUUUUCCAUUAUAAAUUUUUCUGAUGAAAAAAAAAAUAUAGCAGGCCAAUUUCGUGAGCGCAAAUUUUAUAAAUAUAUACAUAAUGCGCGAUAAAAAAAAAUGUAGAAUUUUAAUUUCCGUUAUAAUUAAAAUGCUUUGUUCAUGCGGACAACACACACACAAACACAAUUUUUGGAAUGAACUGUGAAUCAAGCGAACAAUAUGUGAAUGAUUAUAAGCUAUACUUAUAUAAUUAUAAAACAAAAAUUUGAUAGACGCAGACAAUUAAUAUUUCAAGUCGAAGAUAUAAUACUAUAAUAUAAAUAUUAAAAAAAAAAAUACAAAAACAAUUUUCAAAUUUUUCGAUUCUCUCAAGACUCUUGCAAGGUUUUGCAAAACGCGUUAAUAAAAAUAACGAAAAAGAAAAAAAAUUAACGAUAAAAUUAAGCAAAAAAAAAAAAAAAAAUUAAAUCCACGCGAGCGCUUUCGUUUUAUUUAUUGUACAGUUCAGCAAACAAUUUAAAUCGAAUAUUGAAGAGAAAAAAGAAAAAUGUUCAUCACACUGCUUCGUACGUACAAUUUAAACCCAUCUCUCGAUAAUGAAAAAAAAAACCGUAUGUACGAAAACUUUAAAUGUCUUUUAUCAACGUCCUUAUAAUAAUAUAUUGUAAAUAAACGCAUUGUCGAUAUUAUUUAAAAAAAUAUAACAAAUUUUUUCUGUUAAAUCGUAAA
Leptopilina boulardi is the source of this 3990-nucleotide messenger RNA. It is a transcript of the gene Teh2, whose product is annotated as protein tipE. The record is from RefSeq and is a predicted model, not a curated record. The transcript is spliced from 4 exons. Lineage: Eukaryota; Metazoa; Arthropoda; Insecta; Hymenoptera; Figitidae. The coding region runs from base 2 to 751 and encodes 249 amino acids. Gene Ontology annotation, molecular function: sodium channel regulator activity. Gene Ontology annotation, biological process: regulation of sodium ion transport.